This is a messenger RNA of Triplophysa dalaica, 852 nucleotides long. RefSeq names its product gastrula zinc finger protein XlCGF7.1. The transcript is spliced from 2 exons. The coding region runs from base 57 to 746 and encodes 229 amino acids. Lineage: Eukaryota; Metazoa; Chordata; Actinopteri; Cypriniformes; Nemacheilidae. Gene Ontology annotation, biological process: regulation of transcription by RNA polymerase II. The record is from RefSeq and is a predicted model, not a curated record. Gene Ontology annotation, molecular function: RNA polymerase II cis-regulatory region sequence-specific DNA binding; DNA-binding transcription factor activity, RNA polymerase II-specific.
AUUAGACAGAAAGUAAGUCUAGGUGAAACAACCAAGUCUUCAGGCCAUAUGUGAAGAUGGAGUUUAUCAAAGAGUCCAUCAGUGGUGAAGAUGAUGCUCACACAUGCAGCACGAAACGAAAAGAUACUGAGGAGUGUGGAGAUCCGAUGGAAAUGAUACAGGCAAGUGAAGGAAUCGAUGAAGUGGAGGUAAAAUGCCAGUCUCGGAAGAACUCCCAUAAAGGAACUAUGAAAACAAGAACAAAAAAUGAUUUCGCCAGCAGUCGGUUUGAAGAAGGUUUUGCAGAAAACGGUCGCGACUCGCAUACCCCAGCAAAGCCAUUUAACUGCGAUCAGUGUUGUAGGAAAUUUGUUUUGGCAUCACACCUAAAGAGGCACCUUAAAUUUCAUUCAAUAGAAAACCCUUACUUGUGUCCUUUUUGUGGAAAGAGUUUUUCAUGGCUAUACUAUUUACAGGAGCAUCAGAAAACUCAUGGCAAUAUGACCAUUCAUGUGUGCGUGGAGUGUGGGAGUACAUUUACUAAAUCCUCUGACUUGCACAAUCAUCAAAAAAUCCAUACGCAGCAAAAUCGCUACAAGUGUUCAUAUUGUGGAAGACCUUUCAAUCAUUCUGGAAACAUGAAAAAACACGAGAGAGUUCACACCGGAGAGAAACCAUACCACUGUUCUUCAUGUGACAAGUCCUUUCGAUGCUCAAGUUCUCUACUGAAACAUAAGAGAAAGCAUUGUCCAAAGUUGUUUGAGUGAAGUUUAUCUCUAGGUCUGCCAUUGUAUGAGACACCCGAAGAUGACGUUUCUCACAAAACCGCUCUUUGAUUUCAUUGAGUCAUUUUCAACUCUGUAUUUUGUUUGG